This is a messenger RNA of Triticum turgidum subsp. durum (durum wheat), 645 nucleotides long. NCBI's taxonomy places the organism in Eukaryota, Viridiplantae, Streptophyta, Magnoliopsida, Poales, Poaceae. The record is from the annotation of a GenBank genome assembly.
AUGCCGUGGCCGUGGGAGAGUAGUACCGCGGCCCUGGUGGACGCGCGCCACGCGACGACGCUAACGGUGACCAGAUCGAACACCUCGCGGGGCGACGGGUUCGCCGUGACGGACGCCGGCGGCGGAGCGGCCGUGUUGCAGGUGGAGACCUCCUACUUCGGCCGCGACCGCGAUCUGCGUUCGCUCCUCUUCCUAGGCGCCGCCUCGCACCGCCCCUUGCUCCUUGUCGAGGAGUCCCCGUCUCUGUUCAGAGCGGGCCGGCGGUGGGAGGCAUUGAGGGGGCGGUGCGCCGGCCAGGCGGACCGGCUCUUCCUUGCCGUGGACAGGGCGCGUUUUUUCUUCGAGCUGACGAUCAACGUCGACGUGUUCCUGGACGGCAAAUCCUCCGGCGAGGGGGAGCCUGAUUUGGCCGUCCAGAGCAGCGACUACGGCAAUGCGACGACCGUCUCCCGCCGUGGCGCCGCCAUCGCGCAGAUCGACAAGAAGAGGAGCACCUUUUGGGCGGAGCUUGCUGGAGAGCGCACGUACAAUGUCAGGGUCAACCCGGGCGUCGACCAAGUGUUGGUCCUGGCACUCACCGUGGUUCUGGACCAGAUGCAUAAUCCUGAUUAUGGAUCACGCUGUUCAUGCGGACGUACAAGAUAA